AUGGAUUUUGAGGGAUUUACAUAUAAAGAGUUUCUUUUGUGGCUUAUGAAAUUAACCAAUGGAGCCUGUGAUAAUGUCUACUACUGUAUAAGAAAGGAAAGCUUAUGUGAGGGUAUUAGAAGAAUCGACAGCGAUGCUGAUUAUUGGGAGUUUGUGGAAACUGUUUAUAGUUUGGAGAGUGAUAGUCUUGAGAGUGAGUUAGAUGUGUACAUUGACCACCGAAAUGAACCAAUUCUUGAUUGGGCUGAUAACGAGUUCUUAGCAGGUGGUAAAGGGUAUGAGUCGGAUGAGUUGGAUGAAGAGGAUGACAAGGAUUCUGAAGUUUCAAUGACAAUGGAAUAUGAACAUGAAUGGGAUGAUGAAGAGGAACAUACUUUUGAUAAAACUGUUGGAGACCCAUUCUUGGACAAACUUUCAGGGCAUGUUAGUGAUGAUGAUGAAGAGGAAGCAAAAAAUGGGAAGCUUAAGGAUGUUGUAUUCCCUAUCCAUAAUGAGAAUCAAGAAUGGGAGCAAAUGGUGCUAGUUUUGGGUAUGAAGUUUUCUAAUCCAUUGGAAUUGAAGUUGUGUAUCACCAACUAUGCAGUAAAAAAUGGAUAUGAUUUAUGGUAUGAGAAAAGUGAUCAUGAAAGAAAUGCAAGGAAGUAUGCAUUUCAGGAGAUAGAGGGUACUUUGAAAGAACAUUAUGCAAAAACAUGGAGCUAUGGAGAAGAGAUAAGAAGGACUAACCCUGGAUCAACAGUGAAGAUGGAUGUAGAUGUCAUGCCUGAUGGAACCACAUAUUUCUCAAAGUUUUAUGUUACAUUGGCACAUGAAGUUGAUAUUGAUAGUGACAAUGAAGUUGAAAUAGAACCUGAAAGUGAUGUUGACUCUUUUGAUCUUGAAUUUGAAAAUGAUGUGCAACCUGAAGUUGAAGAUGGAGUAGAACUUGAAGUCCAAGAUAGAGUGCAACAUAAAGUUCAAGAUGAAGUGCAAGUUGAAGUUGAACCUGAAAUUCAUCCUGAAGUUCAUGAUGAUAACCAAAUUGAAGUUCACCCUGCAGUUCAAGCUGAAGUUGAACCUGAAGUGCAAAGUUCAAGUUGA
Molecule: messenger RNA, 1080 nt
Organism: Lactuca saligna
Lineage: Eukaryota; Viridiplantae; Streptophyta; Magnoliopsida; Asterales; Asteraceae
Source: the annotation of a GenBank genome assembly